Molecule: messenger RNA, 2770 nt
Organism: Neoarius graeffei (lesser salmon catfish)
Lineage: Eukaryota; Metazoa; Chordata; Actinopteri; Siluriformes; Ariidae
Product: spermatogenesis-associated protein 2
Exons: 3
Coding region: 724-2112 (462 amino acids)
Cellular component (GO): cytoplasm
Source: RefSeq, a predicted model, not a curated record
GGCUCGCGCUGCGGAGUGUUAUUAGCCGCAUGCUAACGCUGGCAAAGAGCCGGCGCGUGCAGCUUUACACAGUUUUAGCCUCAAACAAACAAACAGAAUCGAAAAGCUCCAAAAAGGGCAACACGGAUCCCGGAAGCGGUUUAUAUCCAGGAAAAACACAUUCCUCUGGAAAUGCAUUCGAAGAUGAGUAAAAUAUAAAUAUUUCCAUGGCAACAGCGUCGCCUCUGAUUGGUGGAGUUUCUUCGUGGCAUUCUGGGUAAUGUAGUGCUUCAUGAGGAGUACUGGAAUAAAACGCGUCCGUUUUAAGAAAUGAAGUUGAGAUGAUAUUUAUUCGUAGCCUUGUGUGAUGAAGAUGAGAAUGUAUUUUUCACAAAACGGUCAAAAUGCGGCAUGGGUUAAAGCGAGAAAAUAUUUUAUUUGUAGUCAUGAAGGGAAUGUGUCGUGCUACUUCCGGAAACAGCUGGAUUUGUCAGUGUGGACCGGAAGCGGAGUGGGGUUCUUUUGUGCUGCUGAAGUUGGAAGGUUUUUGAGUGGAGAGCCGUUAAAGAGUCCGUUUAUGAUUGUAAGGAGUUUAUUGUUGUUUGAUGAGAGAAUGAUGCAGGAGGAGGAAGUGCACUAACCUGCAGGAGGAUCAGCAGGAUUAGUGUUCGGAUUAUUUCUAUUAUUUGGUGAUGUUUUUGCCUUCUGCUGUCACUUCAGGCACAUGAGAGGAAAACUCACAGUAUGACCAACAUUGCUGGAGGUGAGACAGCAAAAGCAGGACAUGAGACGGCGAAAGCAGGACGUGAGAAUGUCCUGGAAUGCUACGUGACGUUCUACAGCCGCAUGUGGAGCGAGGGCAGCGUGAAGGUGUGUGAGGACACGCAGCUGAUGGACCAGGCCCGGCAGGUGGUGUUACAGCAGUGUGAAGCAGCUCACAUGUUCACACUCCUGCCAUUUUACCCCACUGUGAUCGACAUCAUCAGCUCUGCCAGCAGCUCCACCAGCGUGUUCCAGCGCCUGAGCAAAGCCUUCGAGGUUCUCGAGCUGUUCUGCGUCAACCUGUUCCUCUUUCCCUGGAAAAAAGAGAUCAAAACACUGAAGAAAUUCACCGGUCAUUUUGUUUACUACAUCAAAGCGGUUCUGCCGCUGCAGACGACUCGGAGCGUUCUCCAGCGCAUCGGCUACGACUCCGAGACCGACACCGAGUACAGACUCUCUGAGAACGCAGACCCAAACUGGGCCAAAGAAAUGGGCUUUGAGCUUUUUCUGGCCCGGAUCGAAUGUGAACAUCUGAGUCAGAUCACGAGCCAGACGUCUCACGCUGAAUGUCUGGAGAUCAUCCAGAACCUCGGUUCUGCUUCGACUCUUCAGGAGGAACCAGAGCUCGAUCACGCUCCAAACGGUGUUCCGGAGGAAGAUGGAGCACACAGAGACGACUUCCUGUUAACCUCAGAACCGAGUUUGAAACCUUUAGAUGUGGAAAUGAGUGAGCGUGAAAGCUCGGAGCGUGGAGCGUUCCUGAGCGAAGAUAAGUCCAUCCUGGAGAUGCAGAAGGAUUAUCCAGACCUCGCCUUCAGACAGAGGCCCAUCUUCAAAAGCUCCUCUGUCAAGGUGAAGCGCUCCGGAGCGAGAGACGUGAAGUUGAGCCGUGAAGCGAGCAGCUGUCGGUCCAUCACCGUACACUCUGAAGCUCCAGAACCUGCUCCAGAACCUCGUUCUUCAGAAGAACAGCAGCUGCGUGUCGGAGCUGCAUCACACAGUCCAGGGUUAAAACACGGUGACGAAGCCUCAGUGAUGGACCUGGCCGAGAAGAUGGACAAGCUCAAGCUGAAGGAGGAGCCUCUGAAGUGUCCAGUGGAGGAGACGGCGCAGUGCGAGAAGAACGAGACGAUCUCGAUCCUCUGCAGCCCCUCGCACGAGUCCAUGUGCAGCAUUGCUGGCUGCGGCAGCUGCAACGCCUCCGAUCGACUCCAGCAGCACCACGGCAUCACUGAGCCGCCGCAGUCCUUCUACAUCCCCAACUGUGUGAGCAGCUCUGCUCCGGUGCCCCCUGCAGAGCACGAGGAGAACAACCAUUCGUGCAGCGGAGUAGGAGCUGAGCCCGUCCUCCACCACGCUGUGAAGAUCUGAGGAACCUCUGUGAAGGCCAUCAGGAGCACAAACAAGCUCUCUUCCUUAAAAUACACAUCAGUGUAGCGCACACACACACACACACACAAUAAAGUCAGUAACUUCAGACCAAUCACAGCUGAUAUGCAAAUUAGCAGGUGAUGGAGAGAAAUGUUUCGCUACAGAAUGUUUUAACUGGUAAAUAAAUCGAGUGAGUUUACUCACAGUUAAAUAACCAGCGCUGCGUUUCCCAAAACACUCAACACACACCCUAACCCUUAACCAGGAGAGAGAGAGAGAGUUCAUUGUGCUGCUCGCUCUACCAUUUAACGAUGAACUUUGUGUUGCGAUGAUUUUGGGAAACUCAGGCCUGCUCGUUAAAUCAGUGACGAGGAUGUUCAGUUGUGAGGCGUGACAGGAUAUGUGAGCGUGUCUAAUUUGCAUAUUUGUGAAUAUUCUUAGCUGCUGGUGUUUUUGAAGAGGAUAAAUAUUCAGCGAUGUUCCUUAUAAUAUAUAAAUUGAUGAAUCAGAAAAUUAAAUGUUACACUUUUUGAUGAUAAUUUUCUUUUUUUUCAUUUUUUUUUUUUACAUUUUAUACAAAUUCAGUCCACUCUGAUGUGUAAUUUAUAACGAUGUAAUGUUCUGUGUUUGUUCUGGGAUAAAUAGCGAUCCUGUGCGA